Podarcis lilfordi (Lilford's wall lizard) is the source of this 38263-nucleotide messenger RNA. The record is from the annotation of a GenBank genome assembly. Lineage: Eukaryota; Metazoa; Chordata; Lepidosauria; Squamata; Lacertidae.
UUAAAAAAACUAGGGAAGAUUUAUUUUAAAUAAAUAAAUACUGCAAGGAACAUGUAAUGCCUCUUCUCUUUAACAUUCAUUGUUUCCUGGCUAAUAUCUGGGUGCCCUUUAUGCUCUGAGGCGAAAAAGAUAACGGGAUUGCAAAGAGGUUUUCGUUUCUGGAUAUCGAAGAACUGGAACUUUAUGGACAAUAGAGCUCGUUCAAGUCCGUGGGUGCUGCAACCCGCCCUGAGGCGUUAUCGUGAAGGGCGGGUAAGAAACGGAAUAAAUAAAUAAAAAGGAAGGAAGGCAGGCAGCAUCUGAACCGGUUCGAGGAGAUCCUUCAGAGAUGCAGGACUUGCGUGGGCACGACGAGGCGCCCUUCAUUCAGAGCACGAGCGCCUUGGCGGGCGGGCAAGGGAAAUCCUCGCGUGGCUUUCACGCGCCACGAACAAAGAGCAGCCCUGCCUUAGCGAGAGGAGCAGGAAGCGCGCAGCCAGAAAUGCGGGGCGGUUCGUCCGCCGGCCGCCGCGACUAACUGGCCUCAGCUCGGCGUCCCUCCUCAGAUUCUUCCGAGGGAGCCCGACACGCGCGCCUUCCCACGGCGACCCGUGAGAGGCUGCCGCAAAGACCGAGGGCGCCCACCAUAGUGCAAACCCUCUACUGGAGCGGAGGGCAGGAAGGGCCGAGCCCUGCGUCGUGGGCAGCGGCGGGCCGGGUACGCUGUGCUCCCAAGAGCCUCGAGUGAACGUCCGAGGUGGGGGGGGGGCAGGGCUCCAGGGAGGGCCUCAGAAGCACGAGCAGCGUAAAACAACCGACCUCCGCUCGUCAGGGAGCGUGUGCGUUUUUGGGACGACAGUUGAAAGGGGAGGAGCGGGGAAAAAGGCGCGGAAGUUCAUUCCCGUAGCCGCGAGCUACCUCAGGCGCAGCUUCGCCGGGCAAGCGCGAAAGGGAACAGGACGGGAGGGAGGGGGCAGAGGAGAGAGAGGCGAGCCGCGGGCACGUGACAGCCUGCAGGCGAGUAGGAGGAGGAGGUGCGCGGGCCCGCACGGCGCGUGCGCCGCUCGAGGCGCGCCGGCGACGUCACAUGGGUGCGUGCGCACGUUCUGUCCGUCGGGUAACACGAUUUUUGACUGUGAACAUAGAAGGAGGAGGGGUGAGGGGUUUCUACCCGCCCUGCUCACAAUCUCACGGUAACUGGCGGGGAAGGGGAACGCCUCGCUCUUAUUUACCCGCGCGCUCGCUCGCGCGCGUGCCCCAGAAUUGACUCGAGCGCAGUUUUCCGCGUGUCCCGCACACCACCUGCCAGCUGAGAAAAUCGACACCCCUUCGUGGGAGGCCGUGAGCGAGUGAGCGGGCGGGAUCGAAGCCGAGGAGGAGGAGGAGGGGCGGGAACUCUGAGGCGGCGCGCGCGCGCGGCUCCUCGCGUGUCAGGGAGGCUCCUCGGCGCCACGCGGGGGCUGGGAGUUCGAGGCGCCUCCGCGUGCCGUGUGAAGCUGCGCUGCGGCUGCGCUGUUCCCGGGUAAGCGGCUGCGCCGAGGCAGAAGGCGAGGCGGAUCCCGGGCGACUUCGGGAUGGGAGACUUCGGCUCGCGUCCAGCCGCGCCGGGGGCCGGUGGGGCGCUGCGCCCCUUGCUCUUCGGGUCGGGCACGUGCAUGCCGAGCUCCCGAGUAGGCCGCCCAGUUUGGGAAGCUUCGGGGCCUUUUUGACUUUCGCCCCGCUCGCUACCUCCGCCGCUUUCCCUCUCUUUCUCUUUCCUCCCCCGCCCCUCGCACUCGGCAGCGUUAUGGCGGUUUCGCCGUCCAUGUUGGUAGCAUAUGUUCCUUCGGCUGGCGGCUUGCGAAGCUGCGCUUAGGGCAGAGUGGGGAAGCGGAGACGGGGCUUCGCCUCGGAGGGCGAUCCUGACGGGAUUCCUGCGGGUCGCUUCCUACGGGAGCACGUGACUGCCCGGGAGCUUUCAGGUUGAAAUGUCAACAAGCACGGGCAAGGACCUCGAUUGCGCUUUCGCACAGACUUGAUGGUGUUGGCGAGCCCUGUGCAAACCUCCGUAACGCCGCAGCCCUUUACUAGGAAGUAAGUAACGCUUACUUCCAGGAUAAUCGCGUUUAGGUUCAUUUUGACAGGUGUGAAAUGUUGGCAUGGAAGUUAUAUUCUGGCUCAUAUGUCAUUUCUGAAAGGCAAAACAUUCUUCAAUUCUCCCCUCUCCCCGCCAUUCAUUAUUGCUUAAUGGAGGAGAGGAAAGAUUCAAAGUGUGAAUGUUGUUGUUAUGAUUUAUUGGCAAGCCAGUAUUAAUCCCAGACAACCCCAGUGUAGGAAGUAAAAUAUGAAUAAACUUUAGCAACGUUGUUUAAGCCUUGUGACUGUGUUUGCAAACUCCAUCACAGUGGUUGGUUAUGUGUUGUGUGUGUACAGCGCUUGACAUGCUAUAUUUGAAGCUAAUUUUACAAAUGUUUAUAAAACAGAUAAAAUCUAUACAUUUUUGUAUAGAUCUAAUGUACAGUCUCCCACCCCAACAUUUUAGAAUUUAUUAAUACAACAUUUUUACCCCACCUUUCUUUUAAGGCACUCAAGGUGGUGUACAUUAUUUCACCUCCAUGUUACUCUCACAACAACCCUAUGAGGCAGGUUAGGCUGAGACGUAGUGACUUGCCCAAGGUCAGCCAGUGAGCUUCGUGGUUGAGUAGGGAUUUGAACACCAGUUUUCCAGGUUGGAAACAAUAUAACAAGUACUUUAGGGUUGGUGGAUUCUGCAGUUGUGUGUGACAGAGCUCUGAUAGUGGCAGUAAAUACAGCCUAGAGCCAUCUUUCUCUGGAAUACAAUUGGUUGAGUUGAAUGGAUUUGUUCUAGAGUAAAUAUUUUGUUUUAUAUUACUGUUUAUGUACUAACAAAUUUCAACAAAUGGAAAAUUGCUACACUAUUACAUUUCUUGUACUAAGUAGAUCAUUGAUACUUUCCAAACUAGCUCAGAAUAAUUCCUUAGAAUGUAUGUUACAUUGUUCUUUAUGCCUUAAUCUUUAAAACAAAUUUAAGGUUGUGAUCAGUAACUUGUUCCUUAAGGUUAAUUUCAUGCAUUUAGAAUACCAGUUAUGUGAUUUAAUAAUAAUGCUGCUCUAAAGUUCUACAGUGCCAGAGUAAAAAUCAUAUUUUGUGAUACAGUUCAGGUGAAAUGGUUGGCUAGGUUAUACACACAUUUUCAGUUGCAAUUGCUGCUAAUGUUUAGGUAGCAGCACAACCCUGUUUUGUUAUCACAUCUUUCCUUAAAGAACUCAUGCUUUUCUUCUGCUGCUUUGGAGCAUCCCUGGUGUAAUUUUUGCUGUGCUGGGGGUUGGGUAGGAAAAGAAGGGAAAGCCCAGUUUGUACAAGCAAAAGUCUGUUGCGCAAGUAGGACACCACAGUUAGACAUCAGCCACUAUUUUUGCUUCUGUGGUUACUUCUAAAUAUUUUUUGUUAUUGUGUUGUUUGUUGACCUUUGAAUUAAUUGCCCCAUAAUUUGAAAUGAAAAUCUCAUUUAAAAUUCUUACCUCUGCCAUGAAUCUACAUUUGCCAAGUGGCGAAAUUUUAUAAAAAUCAUUGUGGAAGCUGACAGUAGCAAUGUAUUGUUUUACGUGUAAUGACUGUCACUGUGAUUACUUCCGAGGGGAUCAUUUAUCAUGUAUAAUGUCUUGCUCACGUUACAUGGAUGUUACAUAUUUCAUUGACCUCCCCCUCCAGAAUGAAGAACAUGAAGAAAAAUUCGCCUGUAUUGUGAAAUCUUUGGAGAAAUUUCAGUCCAUAAUGGAGAAUCGGCCAGUUGUGUUGGGGAACCAGGAUGGUGGAACACCACCCAAUGCAGCACCUGCUCUUUAUGUUCUUGUGAAACAGCCGCAGAUCACUGGAAAAGCUGACCAGGGAGACUUAGUUUCAAAUCAAGAGGACAAUGGCCUUGCUAGCAGUAUAGCAACACCUGUAAAAUCAAAAGUGAAGACCUGCCUUCCAGCAGAUUGCACCUCAGGAAGCAUUACUGUUACCCUAGACAACAACAAUAUGUGGAAUGAGUUCUACUAUCGCGGCACAGAAAUGAUUCUGACUAAGCAGGGAAGGCGGAUGUUUCCAUACUGUCGAUACUGGAUAACAGGCUUAGACUCCAAGCUGAAGUAUAUAUUGGUUGUGGAUAUUUCUCCUGUUGACAACUUACGCUAUAAAUGGAAUGGCCAUAGUUGGGAGCCCAGUGGGAAAGCAGAACCCCAUGUGCUGGGAAGAGUAUUCAUUCACCCCGAAUCACCUUCUACUGGCCGUUACUGGAUGCACCAACCAGUCUCUUUCUACAAACUCAAACUUACUAACAAUACCUUGGACCAGGAAGGGCAUAUCAUUCUGCACUCUAUGCACCGCUAUCUACCUCGGCUACACUUGGUGCCUGCUGACAAAGCCACAGAAGUUAUUCAGCUAAAUGGUCCUGAUGUCCAUACCUUCAUUUUCCCACAGACAGAGUUCUUUGCUGUGACUGCCUAUCAAAACAUACAAAUUACACAACUUAAAAUAGACUACAACCCAUUUGCUAAAGGGUUCAGGGAUGAUGGCCUGAGCAGUAGAUUUCAGCGUGAUGUGAAGCAAAAUGGUAGCUCAGACCAGGAAGGAGGUAGCGUUAAUAGUUCUCCAAGCCAUCACAGACAUCUCACUGAAGGUGAAAUUUUUGAUCCAGAGCAGAGGGAUUUAGAGACAUCACUUAGUGCAAUGUGUAACACAGAUUUGGAUAGAGAAUCUAUCAGUCCAUAUCAUGACUUUCUGGGUUUUAUGGAAACAGAUACGUGUGAUAGUCCGAUAUUAAAACAAGAAGCACCUGAAAGGUAGGCUCAAAGUUUCUUUUUAAAGUGUGAUCAAUAUUUGGAUAAAUAUUCUGCUCCUAACCAUGCUGGGUACAAAUUAUACUUUUGAUAAAAAAUUUUUUAUAGAUAUCUGCCCAUACAGUAGUUAGAAAAGGAAGGCAAAUCAAGUUUUGCAGAAUAAGCAGCAUUCUGCAGCAGUAGGCAGUAUUAAGCUACAAUGAACAUUUCUUAAUUUGUUCCCCUGUACUGCUUAUGCACUUAUUCCUACAUGUGGUAGAAGGAGUUUCCUUAUAAUUUGGAAAUGUUCACAUGUGUGAUCCAUAUGAAUAUUUUCCUGUACAUUCAUCAGUUAAACAAUGUAUUUAUAUUGACCUCAUAUUGAGGUUAUUUUAUGGAGAAAUCCCUUCAAGUACUCAAAGCAGAUCUAAUAUAUAUAUAUAUAUGCCAUUGCACUCUCUGGAGGAAGAACUGUGCAUAAGCAAACACAUUGAAGUUUUUUUUGUAGAUAUUCCCGGAUAUUACUUGACUUAAACAUCCUUCUUGCUUUUAUUUUAGGAAGUAUUGACCUGGCUGUGUCCAAUGUGUUGCCCUCUGCCCCUGAGCUUGUUGAGUAAAGGUCUUUCUAAAUGGGUAGAAUAUAAGGCUGGGGUUAUUUUUAGCCAAUCAAAGGCUGCAUUCCUUUGCUUACUUAGGAGUAAAUCUUGGAACACAGUGGGCCUUAAUUCUGAGAAAGCAUGCUUACAGUUGUGCUGUAAAAGUUCAACUUGCCUUCAUCAUAACAUGGUAUCAUGCAUCAAACUGCAAAAGUGAAGCUUGCUGAAUACCUGUAUUUUGCCACUUUCCCAAGGCAUUUACCAUGCCUUCAAGUAGGCAUCCAACAAACCUAUUUUGAGUUUAAAGAGCUGUUGAAAUCUUGCCCACAGGUGAUGUUAUUGGAGCCUUUGUGAGGCACAUCGAUGGUGAAGUCACUUAUAUUUGUGCUGAAUUUGAUGCUGGCAUUAUUGCAAAUCCAGUGAAAGUAGAUUCUAGAGCAUUAACUUGCAUCAUUAAUCUAGUCAGGUUGUUGGGGAUCAGUUUCAGCUAAUGAUACCUGUUUUUUUUACCCUUGCCUUUUAAUAGCCAGAGGGGAUUGACUGGGUGGAUCAAGGAGGCGAUAAAUUCCUCUUUACAGGUAGAGGGGAGUGCCCACUGUCUUGAAAGGCAGUGGUGCAGGCACUCUUUAAGAAACUCCCUAGAUCUAGCAGUUUGUGAUAACUACUUCCUAGUCACACAAAAAAUCUAUAAUUUGGGGGCAAGGUGAUUUAGAAAGGUGAUGACACCUAUUUCAGUCUGGAUGGAAGUCUAGUUUUGGCACCAAAAUGGCCUUUGUUGCAAGACCGCUCAGUAGCUUUUGCUAGCACUAGCCAUAGUAUCUUGUUGGACCAGCUCUGUGGUUUGGAAGCUGGAGGCAGGGAAAUUGCAGUCCCACCUGCAGAGCUGAUUUCAGAAAGUAGCAGUUGGGAACUUCUACUUGGCGACAUGACAGUUGUGCUGUGGAAGGUCACCAGGGGAUUGGGAGCAAAGUGUCAACAAGAUACCCAGCUCUAUUUCUCAUCAUCAGAAUCAAUCGAGGCUGUGUAAUGUUGGAAUGGUUCCUCACAUUAUUAAUGAGUUGGAUAAAGAGAGCUGAGCCUUGUGGGUGACAUGGGGUUCAGGAAUUGAAUAGACAGCCUAUUCUUGAGGAGAUCAGACUCUCCUAGAAAGAACAGAUGCAUAGUCUACUCCAGGCGUAUUCCUUAAUCCAGCAAUGUCACUGGAGGCUAAAGUGAGUUCAGUGGUGCUGAGUGCCUUUUCCCAGUUACUGGAGAAAAAGCCACAGUUACCCGUUCUCUAGUAACUUCCUGUUUUGAUUAUUUUAAUAUGCUUUAUUUGGAGUUGUCCUUGAAGAUGGUCUAGAAGCUGCAACCAUUGACGAUUGCAGCUGCCAGAAUGUUCAGAACUGAAAUAAUGCAACACUGAUUCUAAAAGGUCUGCCUUGGGUGCCUAUAGUCAAGGUACUGAUGUUGACUGUGAAACCUUAAAUAACUUGGGACCCAAAUAUAUGAAUGCCUCAUCCUAUGUCAGCUUGUCAUCAUUUCCUUAGAUCAAGGCAGGAAGCCCUUCUUGUUGUCCUGCUCUGGGAGAGUUAGAUUAUGUGGGGACACAGGAUGAGUAUGUGGACAUUUUUGUCAUGUUUGUGCCAGGUAAGGAUCUUCUUGUCUGGGCUUUUGCUCAAUAUUCAGUAUUAGUGUGGUAUGUUAAGUAAAGAUGCCUGUGUGUGUUUCCCCAUGGGUUUUUCUCAUUUUAAGGAUGUGCUAUUUUUUUCCUUUCUCUUUUUAAUUUCUAAAUUGAAUUGUUUUUAGUGUGUUGUAUGUGCCUUGCUCUGGGAACAUUUGAUGAAGGGUAUGCUAUAAAAGUACUCAGAUUGAUCAACAUCUUCUGAGCCAAAGCAGUUGGAAUACAUGUGGGUGUGCAAUCUCUUGCUAAACAUUCAAGUAGCUCAGGCAGGUUUAGGUGGUGGGAGCCAGCCAAAUUCUGCCUAUUCCCUAUAUUCAGCAGCAGCAUUGUAGAAACAUUUCAAAACAUUUAAGCACCAAGGAGAAAUAAUUCAGGGCUGUAGAACUGUGAGUGGCCCCGGGUACCAAGUGUGAUUGUUGCACUCAGUACAUGGCAAGUGCGUAACAGAUAACCUUGAGCUGUCUUACAGCCCUUCUAUGGUAUUGUUGAUUUGCUGCUGCAAAGGACAAAAAGUAAAGUGGCUCUUACAUGCAUUUGAGCCAAGGAAGAAAACAGUAUGGCCCAUGAAAAGACUAUGUUGGGUUUGGGCUGACUCAUUAAAACCUAUAUUGAAUGAGCUGCUGAAGGAAACAUGCUGUACCAAUUAAUUGCCUUUACUCUGAAUUUCCCUCUUCGACUUUAAAAUUAGCAGUAGUGAUAGAACUCACGCUGGUGCCAUCAACACCGCAGGACUCUGAUGUUUAUUCUACAGCCAGUUACCUGGGGCCAGUACCACAGUCCUGUCUCUUCCUUGUCUCUAGUGCAGUCUAUUUUUCUAGUACACCCCUAAGCUUCUCUUUCUUUGGCCAUGGUCAGUGAAGAAUGGUUUCUUUGGUCAUGGUCAGUUGAUAAUGGUUAAGUUACAGAAAGACUUAUUCCUUUGGGAAUUUGCCCCAUGAUUCAUAGUGUAAGCUCAGGCAAAGCAUGGGUUGGGGCUAGGAGCAGAACACAUAAUAUGAGGCAAAAAAUUUUUAAAAAAAAUUUCAAGGGCAGUGUAUGGAAAUAACACUUUACCUCAUUUGGAACGGAUUGUUAAAUCGAGAACAGCACAAAAGCAGAUUUACUGUAGACUUUUCUUACUGCUUUCUCACCAGUAAUAAUAAAUAUUUUGAAUAAAUAAUAAUAAUUAACCUUUUCCCCCAACAGGAUCGAAAGCGGAUAAAUUUUAAAAUGACAAAUGCUAAAAACAUAGAAAAAGCCCUUGUUAAAAACAAGCAUUGAAAUAAAACUAUUAUUAUUAUUAAAAUAAAUAAAUGAAACAAGCCUAUGCAUUUGGAAAAAGCUACAAAAGAGUUUUCUAAAGCUUAUGUUUUAAGCAAUAUGCUGUUGCACUGAAUUCAAAGUAAUUGCACCAUCCCAGUUGUGAAUACAGAGGCAGAAAGCAGGAUGUUAGUGACUAUUUGGAAAUGAUAUUCUGUUAAAACAUAUUUGCAUGCCACCUAUUCAGUAAGUUGAUAUUAAAAAAUUACUUGCAUAAUACGAUUAAAAGAAGUUUAAAACUAGUCUUUACAAAAGUGAAUGUGGGUUGAGAAGAGAAAGCGCAUGGGGAACAAAACUUAGGAAGGUCUGGAUGAAAACACAGUUGAAAAUUAACUGUGCCAUGCUGUUGAGUGCUCUGUAGCAAAGACCCAAUAUGUACAGUGUAUUGUUAUAACAAUAACAAUUAAUUACUGGAAAAUUAGUGCAUGAAGAAAGAUACGAGGCCCACUAUCCUCAGGACAUGAACCCCUAGAUCAUCUAACUAGGUUUAGUUGACCUGAGGGGAGUGAAAGCCUUUGUAAUUGAAUGCGUACAUACAGUUGUAAGAGUUACUGUUAGUUAUUUGUUAACACAGUUAACUUACAGUCUGCUGUAGCUUAGCUGUGUUUCUGACUGUCAGCUGUUCUUACUCUAUUGUGAUUUAAUGUGGUCCAGCAAUCUCGCAAAUGCGAGGUGACAGUUGCUUGUUGGUUCAUUGUGAAUAAUAGGUUUUUUUAAAGGAGACAUAUUUUGUGUAUGUGUGCAAAUUAGUGCUUAGAGUAUUCUCAAGAUUAUCUACCUUUAGAGAUUGUAUGUUAAAGUUUCCUUAAAUAAAUAAUGAAAAAGAAAACAUUUAAAUGAGGAUGUGACCUAAAUGUAGAUAUAUCUGUUAGGCAAAGUUUGUUACAGCUCACCUUGGUGCUAGUGUUUUGCUGAUAGUCUGAAUUGUAGAUAUUAAUUUUUGUAUGGUAUGAAUUUGUCUUAAAGAAAAAAGGCGAUAUAUUGCUUGUUCAGGUUUUUUAUUGUUUGUUUUUACUACUUUGCAAUUGUUUUUUCCCCCUUUCUUGUCUAGUCCAAUAGCAAGUCCCUGUCAGAGUCGCUCUCAUGUGGCAUCCCCUUUGAACUCAAAUGGAGGCAUCAGUGUUGUUGUUAAAGAGGAACCCGCAGAUGACUAUGAUUAUGGGCCAAGUGUAUGUAUGGAAGAAGUAGAUGUGAAGCAGGAAGAAGCGCGUAACAUGGCAGAAGAAUAUUCAAAUAGAGUUGACUCCAUCCUGGAGAAGCGGCGAAAGAAUCACAGGGAAGUAGGCAAGAAGGAAAUGGAAUUUGAAUCCCGUAAGCGACCACAGACCAACCAGCUGGGUGUUGCCAAAGCAAAGAUGUUGAAACUGGAUAGUGGAAAGUUGCCUGUAGUCUAUCUAGCACCCUGUUCAGUUACCAAGAAUACAGUUAAGGUCUCUGCUCUUUCACAGGCCAUAUUGUCUCUUUCUAAGAGCGCAGAAUCACCUUUGAGUCAUCCAUUGGAUUAUUUGCCUACUUGUUCUGAAAAUAACAGUGUCUCCAGCCCCUUUACAGCUUUGGAAACAGAGGAAAUGCUAACUAGAAAACAGGUAUCUGAAAAUAAUGUGCCACACAAAUCACCUACGGCAAGAGAUGUGCGAUGGAAAAAUACUGAAACCUGUAACAGUCUUACCAUAACAAAGAAAGUCUCUAGCUGUGGUCUCAAGGCCACUGCAUACCGUGGCCCUUCUUUAGCUAACUUAGUGGGAGGGAAGACAAAUGCAUUCAAGAACCAUAUUUCCCGCAAGAGUAUUGUUGAUAACCAAAAGGUUAGGUUGCCUGGCCCACGUAAAAGAGGAAGACCACGGAAAAUAAGGUUUUCUGAAGUUGGAAGACCACCUAAAUAUACUAGAAAGUCCAUUACUACAAGUAAUUAUGCCUCCUUUGGACCUGGCAAUAUCCAUUUGGAUGUUAAACCCGACCUUGAGGAUGUGGACGGAGUACUCUUUGUAUCAUUUGCAUCCAAGGUAAUUCUAUUUCUGAAAUUUAAAGUUGUUAGAAGUACUAAGUCACAUUAUAAAAGCCAUUAAGUUAAAAAUCUGCAGAUGUAUUUCUUAAUUGACAUUGAACCAUGGGAUCUUGGAGUUUGCUUAAGCUUUGCAUUGUGGCUUUCUAUAUUAUAAAACUCUUGAUUAUUAGCUCCAAAUGUAAUGAUUUGGACUCCGAGGCUUGGGGUGGUAUGCAACACUGUUUAUCAAGGGGUGGUAUAUGAGUGGAGUUUUCACCCAGCAGGACUUCAUCUUCGUCACCUCUACAGUCCCCAAAAAUCUGCUUCAGAGGGUCCCCCAAACCUUUGGAGCAGAUAGAAAGUUUAGAGGGGUCUUCAGGGUGGAAGAGAGGAAGAAUAAAUCCACAUGUGGGGUGACAUACAUUUUGCCAGAGGCAAUCUGGUACACAUAUGGAAACCUCCAUGGACUGCUAGUAGGGGACCAAAAUGUGGUGUUUGGGGAACAUUUGGGGGGCGGUGGUGGUAUGUAGAUCUACAACAUUCUAAGACACCCCAUUCAACCAACAUUACCCAAAACCAAUCCUGAAACAACAGCCCUAGUGCUAGUAUAGUGAAUUUCCUUACAAUUGUAUUCAUUGGAAAAAGGAAAAGAAACAAAAAGAAAAGAAAAGAAAUAAAGAAACAAAAGCAGGGGGCAAGUGUGGGGAAUUGGGUCCCCUGCUCCUGACUUGACCACAUGUAGCCAGCAGGGCUCUGGAUGUAGUAGUUGCUCUACCAUCAAUUUCCCCACCACCUGGAGCUUUUGAUUGUCUCUGGAAUAAACCUAGAAUAGUGUUUUGUCAAUGCAUAUAUUUUAUUCUUUUUACAUUUAGGAAGCCCUGGAUAUCCACAAUGUUGAUAGAGUGGAAGAAAAAGAAAAAAUUCAGAAUAUUCAGACUUCUUCUCUGACUACAUGUGAAAAAGAAGAAUUGCAGAAUAUACAUACUUCUUCACUGGAUGCAUGUAUUAAUCCAGGUAAUAAUGGGAGUAUUAAAAUGGCCUAUUAAGGGCCAAAUCAGGUGUGCAGUUUCCCAGCUGGUGCAGUCUACUUUAAAAACAAAACAAAAAACCUUACAUGUUAGAUGCAGAGAAUCAUUUAACUCUCAGCUAGUUUGGCCCUAUGGAUACUUCUCUUUCUCCCUAAGUGGUCUAAUGUUCAAGUUUGCCAAGCCGAGCAAAUGCAGCAGAGCUGAAGGCUCAUCCUGACUUCCUUAUUUGCCACAUUUCUGGGCACAGGUUUGGACUUUAAAGCUUCGUGUCCAAACAUCUGUCUUUUAGUCCCAGCACUUUCGCUGGGAAAACCACAUUUUACCGCUGAUUUAGAGCAAAUAGCAAUCAGGUUUUCCAUGGCACAAAAGGAAGUCUGGAUGAGCCCUGACCAGUUCUUUUUGGCAUUUUGUCCCUGGCUGAAUCUACACUGAUCUGGAAAACACUAUUUAAAAAAAACACACACACACUAAAAAUUAGCUCCCAAUGCAAUUUCCCAUAGGCAAACGAUCACUGCUCUACAGCGCCCUCUGGUGUCACAUUUUUAUAAUGCAUUUUUUACAUUAAUACUCAACAGUGUCCCUAAGUCCACUGUUUCUGCUGCAAGAGGUUUGCAAGUUUCAUAGAAAUGCUAAGCAUGUGGUCCAGCCUCUGAGGUUCUCUCUCUCUCCAAGACUUUAAAAUACUGAGCACUAGGUGAGGUGAGAGAUGAGAAAAAAUUGGCAUUGACCCUGUACUGUUGAGAGACAGUGCAGUUGCCCUCAUCCAGUUCCUCUCUCUCUCUUUUAGGAGUUGUUGGGGGAAGAGUAUUGUGUGUGUUAUGGGAUUGGGGUAGAAAGUAAAUGAUGCUUAGUCAAGUGAAUUAGAAAUGGUAAAGAUAUUUAAGCAAUUUAAAUAUGUAUUUCACAGACAGUCAGAGAAUACCACAGCUGGAAACAGAAUUGUUGGAAGAGUUGAAAUCUUAUAAGUACAAGCAGGUGAUACAUCCUAGUCUUCGGGAAGGUAAGUGUAAGCACUGUGAAGUAUGUACAAGCUUUGCAUUUACAAAUGCUGUAUAGAAUUUUUAUAUGGCAUUUUCUUCUUGUAGUGGGACUAAAGCUGAACUUAGUGGACCCAACAAUGAGCAUUGAUUUAAAAUAUUUGGGUGUGCAGCUACCACUAAGUUAUUCUGAUGAAUACACAUUGUGGAAAAACGUAAGGACCAAUUCCAGUUCUUAUGGUAAGUCACCGUCUUUCUUAAUACUACAAUGAAGCUUCGAGUUUGAGUUACAGGAUAGCUUUAUGUCUUUAGAAGAAGCAUUUCUGUUUUGGUAGAACAAAUCAGGAACACUUCACUGUUAUGUUAGCACUGAAAUUUUGACUUUGCCUAAAAGAUCUGCUGUUCAAUAGAUGCAUUUACGAUUAAUUGUUUGGUCCCAUAUGGCAGGGUAAACUGAGGCUAAAUAUUUAUGUACAGUUCAGCACACCUUUACCAUACUAAUUUUAGUUGAGUUAGAAACACCUUACUCUUCAUAGGAUUGGGCAGUGCUUAAAGGUAAUGGUUCUGAAGGCUCUUUAUGUAAAAAUAUAGUGUAAGAGCAUAAUCUGUUAAAUUGUUAUCUAGCAGCACAUAAAACUAGCUUGACUGUCUUUCCCACCAGAUACUGGGCUUCCCUUUGUUUCCAGGACUGGAAAGACGAAUGACUUCACAAAGAUAAAAGGAUGGCGAGGGAAGUUACAUAGUUCUUCAAAAAAUGAAGGUAAGAUUUAGGAUGUGUUUCCUGCUACUUUCUCUGAGCCAAAUGAAAUGGGGAAAUGAACUCUCCAGACACCUGCACUCCAGAGUCACUUAACAUAAUGGAUUAGUUGGGUGUCUGGUUAUUCCAUCUACAAAACCCCUAAGUACACUGUUAAUCAGUAGCUGUAACCUGGUAGAAUUAUUGCCUAAACAUACAUAUUUGCUGCUUUGUGUUUAGCCUUGAUUUGGCUUAGAGCUCUGUAUGAACUGGGCCAAUGUAUAGAGUUGAUAUGAUUGUUUACGGUAUAUCAGCCCCUGAAGAAGGAAAGGAUCCUCUCCAAAUUACAAUCACCAAUAAAGUUUGACAUUUAUUGAGAAAUAGUUUGCUUUUGUGUACAACGUGCCUCCCCCUUUUGUUUACUUCUGUUUCUGAGAGCUGGAAGACUUCCAGAAACAGCACUAACCCCCCCCCCCCCCCAAACCACCUUUCUGCUUCUAUAGUGGACAAUGUUUCUUACCACAGCUACUCUGUACAUCAGUUUCUAAAGCUUUUACCAAUGUAAUCUAUGCAAACACAUCAUAAUGAAGUUGACAAUACUCAAUUGAAAAUUGAUUUAUGUGAUUAUUCAGGUAGCAUUUUAGAAGGCUCCUUGAAGAAUCGAUCUGCCUUCUGCAGUGACAAGCUUGAUGAAUAUUUGGAAAAUGAAGGGAAGUUAAUGGAAACGAGCAUGGAAUUCUCUCCUAGUACAUCCAGUUGUCCUGUGGUUUACCAGCUUCCAACUAAAAGCACCAGUUAUGUACGGACACUAGAUAGUGUUCUGAAAAAGCAAUCCAGUGUUACUACUACUAGCUCUUAUACUUUCAAGCCUCUUUCUGUGCCUUCUGUCUCUAGAAAGAAGAGAGAGAAAAUUAAGAAUAAAAAGCAAGCAGGUUCUAGAGGCAAAGAAAAGUCACCCCAGAAGGCUACAAUAGGUUUGCCUGUUGUAACAAAGCAGAAACGCAACUUGACAGCUUUGGAAGAGAAAGUCACUAAGUCUCAGCCAAGUAGUCAAGCAGUUAGUGAGAUAGAUGCUCUCAUGGCAUCAGGCACAGAAGAAAAUGUACAGGGGAAACAGCGUCAGGCACAGCAGCAGCAACAGAGUAAUCGCUUGCCAAGUUUAUCAAAGACUCAGUUGAAGCUGAUGGAUUUGGAGGUUUGCGCAUUGUGGGAUGGUAAACCACGGACUUACAUUACUGAAGAACGAGCAGACCUAUCUCUGUCUACUUUACUCACUGCUCAGGUGAGUUACUCUGUUCAUGAAAGUUUAACGGUGACUUGCCUUCAGCAUAUUUUCCAUUUCUGAAUAAUGGUGUUAAUAGACAUACCUCUAUGGUGAGGGAUUUCUACAAUUUAGGGGUAGCCAAAGAGAUAGUCAUCCCUGGGGUUAUCAUUCCCUGCACUCUUAAGGGUGACGAAACUACAAACAUCUUAAUACACAAGAGGGUCUGUUGGGAUGGAGAUAGGCUUCAAAUACCUGAAAGACUUGAGUUGUUUAGGGUCUUAAACACCAGUGAAUUGGGUCCAGGAGCUGGCAACUACAUGUUGGCCUCUGUCUGUCUCGAGACAGUGGGGUGUGCCUCUGGGAGCAAAGUCAAAUCACUGCAUUAGGCUUACCGAAGUGACUUUCCAGGGCACAAGCCUGAGUAGUGUGUAUGGAGUUCCUAGACAGCCCAGACAACAAAACCCCCCUCUUGGCUUCGCUGAUGUGGUCCAAAGGAAAGCAGAGCAAUACGUUUGGUACCAGCUUAGCUACAGGAGUUGCCUGAAAGAGGCGUACGAGGUGCCAUCCAACCAUCUUAGGGACUCCACUCCAGAUUUGUGUAGGGUUUAGUCCUUAGCCUUUUCUCCUUCCAAAGAUAUCCCAUAAGGCAGUGCAGGUUUAGGAUCAGUUUUCCUUCUUCUAAAUGGGCUACCUUCCCAGGUUGAUGAGCCUAACUCCUCUACAGCAUGUGCAGAACCCACCUUGAUCAUGGGACCCAUUAUUGGUCUCAUCUGCUCUAUUUGCCAGAGCAAUGGCAAAUUGCAUGCGAGGGAAGCCCCUAAUUCACCAAGGGUAUGAGACCCAUUGGCUACUGUCACCUGAUUAAGCUGGCCAAUUGAAGCCAUUCCUGGGAUGUGGCCGCUGUCGCAUGCUGACAGGUUUUAGGACCCACAGGUGAAAGCUGAGCGCAGGUGGACAAACUACCCCAGAAGGAGCAUGACGUCCCCCACCAGAGGUACUACCCCUCCUCUAACACCCCAUAACUGGAAACUAGUGCAGCUGUUUUAAAGCAGACUUACACUUGCAUAUAUUGGAUUCUGGAUUAAUGACUAUAAUUAUAAGAUGCACUUCUGAUUAAAAAUACAGUCAUAUAUACAUUGGUCAAAUGCACAUCCCUAUUCUAUUGGCUACAUUAUUGCUGGAAUUAUGUAUUGCAGAUAGUCUAUUUCAGCAAAAACAAUGGCAUCUUGCAGCACCUUAAAAGCUGUUGUUUUUGUUGCAAUUGACUGAAUACAUCUUCCCUCUGGACAGUGACGUAGCGUGGGGGGUGCAGGAGGGGCCGGGUGCAACAUCUGGGGGUUAGGGUUAGGGGGCGCAAAUCCACGGGUUAGGGGGCGGAAAUCCACGGGUUAGGGGGUGCAAAUUACUUGCCUUGCCCCAGGUGCUGACAACCCACGCUACGCCACUGCCUCUGGAUCUGAAUUGUAGCUUAUUAAGAUACAUAACUCUGUAUCAUGUAAUUCAGGAAUCUACAUUGUGGUAAUUAUGUAUGCAGAUACUUAUCUGGAGAUUUGAGAAGAGUUAUGUAUCUACAUUUUUCAGGCUUCACUAAAAAACAAACCUAUCCACCAAAUAAUCAGAAGGCGAGCACCACCAUGCAACAAUGACUUUUGCCGGCUUGGGUGCAUCUGUUCUAGCUUAGCUCUUGAGAAACGUCAGCCUACGCAUUGCCGCAAGCCAGACUGUAUGUUUGGCUGUGCUUGCCUAAAAAGAAAGGUAGUCCUAGUUAAAGGAAGUUCAAAGGAAAAGAAGAUCCUGGAGGAGUCUCUGUGUGGAAGGAAUAGAUUGUAUUGCGAAAGUGAAGUGAAACAACAGGAAGAGGUGAUGGAAAAAGAGGAGAAGAAAGAGAAACUGAAAUUUAAAGAUAAGAAGAAGAAGAAAAAGGUGGAAUAUAGUAAGUAUAAUCAAUAGCAAGCAGCUACUUCUUUUUGUAGGUGUUUGUAAUUAUGUGUGUUUCUGAAUUAAGUACCAAAUGAGAAUUUGGAAAUAAAACUUGUCCAUAAGACAUUUAAAAUAUCAGUAUUCAUGGGUUUCAGUUCAUCUAAAGCUAAUUGCAACUUAAUUUUAUUGAAACUAGUGGAGCAUGUUAAUCAGCGGACUCAUUUGGCAUUAAUGGGACAGGCUGCUAUCCUUUACAUACUUACCUGGGAGUAAGACCUAUUUAGCACAAGGGGGCUUGCAUCUGCGAUAACAUGCAUAGGACCAGGAGGUUUUGUGUGUACCUCUCUGUCUCUGUCCUAAACUUCCCUUUCACCCAGGGGCAUAUAAAUUACUCAAGCUUGGAGCUCUUUCUCCGUAAUAUAAAAAAUAGGUCAUCUUUCUCAUUGGAUAAUGCUUGUGUGAUAUUUUUAUAUUAGAGUAGACAAUAAAUUAUUAAAUAAAUUAUUAAAUCUUUCUACUAGCUAUAUGUGGUACAGAGCCAGAAAAGCCUGUUAAGAGCUUUCCACUGUGGGUUAAAGUAGAUGGAGAAAUGGAUCCAGAACCAGUUUACAUCCCAACACCAUCAACUAUUGAACCAACAAAAUCUAUGCCACCUGUCCCGGAGGUCUUAACAUCCGAUGGCAAACCUGCAGCUGGUGAAGGCAAACCUGCUACCAGUGGAGUCAAAUCAGCACGAGUUUAUGCGCCUAGACCCAAUCCAGUGGUAAGCAAAAGAAACGAGAUUUUGAAGCUGAAUCAGGAGUAUUCCACUUGUUUAUGGCAAAGGCAACCCAAGACAUUUGUUCUUUAAUUCUAAUAUGGGAACGUGAACCAACAUAUUGGGAGUGUACCAAACUGGUAACAUGGGGGAGUGGAAAGUGAAGAAUUAACAGUAUCCUGCUAGCUAGGGAUGAUGAGAGUUGUAGCCCAAAAGCAACUGGAGACCCAAGAGAGCUCUAGAGAGAACCCUUUUUAUCCAGCAGAUAAAGUAUGUGAAAUAUACUUAACUGUCUGUCCUAUAAGUUAAAUUCAUUGCACAGAGGAAACAUUUUCUCAGAAGCAUUAUAUGGUUGUAUCCACUUAGUACCCUUGUGCAAGGGGUUUUGAACAGCUGGAGGCAUCUGCUAAUGGACAAAGGGAGGCAGGUUUUACUUAUUUCCUCCCUGCAGCCCCCCAGAACAGUUGUUGGGGGGCAUUAGGAGCUACAGUGUGAGGAGGAAUUAGGAAAUCACCUCUACCCUUUUGUUAUUGGACAUCUGCUGGAGCAACAUCACUAAGAGGACCAGCUGGAUUCUGCCAUAAUCUUUACCUAGGUGCUCCCUUUGGCAUUUUGUCUAGGUUAUUUGGUGAUAAAAGUGGAGAAAGGGAAUGGUGGAACAGUGAGGCUUUUCCGUGGAUGCACUUCUAACUUGGAAAUCCAUUUAUGUUGGUUUAUAGAUUCGAGAAGAGGAUAAGGACCCUGUCUAUAUAUAUUUUGAAAGCAUGAUGACUUGUGCUCGUGUUCGGAUAUAUGAUCGUAAAAAACAGGAGAAAAAGCAGCAACAGAGGUGCCCUUGGAAUUCUGAAAAACACAUUGAAAAGGUAAAAUGUUGUGCCCUCAUAUUUCCUUUAUUAAUGCACUCUGAGUAAAAAAUAAUGACAUCAGACAAACACCUUCAUUAUACUGUUUUUAGACACCUACAGAAAACCUUUUCUGUUUAAAGCCUAACCAGACCCAUGAUCUGUUCUUAAAUCUGUAAAUGUUUUACUGGGUUUAUUAUUUUUAAAGUUUUUAGAUGCUUUGAAUGUUUUAAAUAUGUGUAAAUAUUUUAUCACAGAUUUGGUUGUUGCCCUGAGCUCCUAUGCUGUAGAACAUGGGUAGGCAAACUUCGGCCCGGGGGCCAGAUCUGGCCCAAUCACCUUCUAAAUCCAGCCCGCAGACAGUCCAGGCACCAGGGUGUUUUUACAUGAGUAGAAUGUGUCCUCUUAUUUAAAAUGCUUCUCUGGGUUAUUUGUGGGGCAUUGGAAUUCGUUCUUUUUUCUUUCCCCCCAAAAUAUAGUCUGGCCCCCCACAAGGUCUGAGAGACAGUGGACUGGCCCCCUGCUGAAAAAGUUUGCUGACCCCUGCUGUAGAACAAUGAAUAGAAGAUAGGGUUUUCAUUGCUAUUGCAGAAUGCUGGGAGAAGUUUAACAUUUUUCUUCCCUCUAUUUUCCUGAGGAAGGUGCAUUCACUUCCCUGCCCACAAAAUGGCUGGUAUUGAGACUAAAGGGAGAUUACCCUCUGGAGCUAUUAUCAGCCACAAGGGGAUGGGAGGGGUUGGGGUGGGGUUUUUUUAGAGUUUAGCUGGCAAGAAACAUUAUAACAUUCUCUGUCCAUACUCCCAGGCAUCCAUAUAUCGUAGUCAUAUGGCAAAAAAUGGGGUCCAGCCAUGCCUGGUAUUCUGCCCUUUGUGAACUAUAUUAUGAUGAAAAGCUUUGCACAACUGCCAUAUUUCUCAUCAUUUGCUUCCAGGGUUUGAACUCUGUAUUUAAAUAUAUAUUAUUAUUGGAAAUGUGACCCCCCCCGUCUUAUCUUUUCCUCUUCUUUUAAAUCUUUUUCCCAGGAGCAUGAUCCUGAGCCCCAGCCUCUUGAUUUGGAAGAUGAUAAAGAGCCCGGAGGUAAAAUUAAAAACAUGAACUUUGUCCCCAGAUUCCCAAAUUCUGGAGUAGCUCUUUCGGGAUAGGUGAUGAGUGUGCGACUCCUAGACAUUCUGGGGAGGGAGGUGACAAUGAGAUACAUUAAGCCUUCCUUUUGGCCAGUUGACAAUUGAACCUACCUCUGCUUUUUCAAAUAAACAGGCAUGGCAGCCUUGCAGUGGGACAACAGAGGGAUGGAAAGUGUUCCAGUAAGGGAACUGGGUGGUUAACUCACCUACCCCAAUUUAUCCAUAAUGUUAUAAGGGAAUGACCGCGUUCCCAUUAACCUGGGAAGAAGAGAAGCAGGGAAGAGCUGCUGCUGUCUUUGAAUGUUUCCCUGUGUGCUGUGUUAGGCUAUCACAUUCUUUUCUAAUGUCAUUGUUAGAUUAUGGCCAUAGAUUUUUUUUCACAGCAGUGGAAUGCUUACAAUUAAUUAUGCUCAGGGGCUCUGCAUGCUUGUAUAAUUCAUUUUCUGUACUUUAACACCUAUUGGUGUUCCCAGGACAGCUCGUGGAACAAGCAUUUGUGGUGGAGGGGUAUACCUAAGUGAGUUCAGAAGAGUAGCUCAAGUUCCUAUUGUUUGACAAAGAUGGGCUUAGUUGUUUGUUUUGCCUAUGUUAAAAUGCUACUGGUUGUGCCACAUCUCAGGAGAUUGACCCAAGCACUCUUGAUUACUUGCAGUUAUACACACAGAGACAUACAGAAACAUCCUUCCCUCCCCGCCCCCCACGUAUCCUUGAACUGUGGUGAUGUCUCUUGCUUGCCGAGAUUGGAAAGAUAUACGUAGAAAUCUGUGACUUGCAUAGCUAAAAUGUAGCCUAGUGUGCAAAGGUUUUGUGUCACAUCCAUUGCUCAGCCCACUUUUGCCUCUGACAUUGCUCAUGACUGGAAUGUGGCCCCCAGACUGCAAAAGGUUCCCCAGCCCUUUGAUACAUUUUUGGCCAUCCUACCUUUAAAACUGAUAGUGUUGCAACUUGGUAAGAAAUGAUAAUGUAACCACUGGUAAGAAAUGAUAAUGUAACCACUGUACCUUUCUGGCAGAUAGAAAUACGGUAUUUCAUUGAAAACAAGGGGUGGAGAACAGGGCCCACUUCUUAGACAUGGGGACUAAUUAGGCAUUGUUAAUUAGGAAAUGUUGCCCAAGUCUUUAAUUUGCUUGGUUUCCUCUGCUGCUACAACACUAAAGAAACCUGUUUCCAUUUUUUUUCAGAUAAAACCUGGUGGUUUUCCUGUAGUGCUGGGGAUCCAUCAACUUCAUAUGUACAUCAUACUACACGAGGUGGAACAACCAAACUAAUUGAGAUUGUUUCUGAUUGCAACUGGGAGGAAGAUCGCAAUGAGAUCUUGAACCUCCUGUCACAGCAUGUCAAGAGUAAGAUGCCCAAGUCCCUUAAAGUAGGAAAUUUUGUUAUUGAUCUAGAAUCUGAAACCAAAACGUGGGAUGAGAAGAACACUCCUGUCUAUUCCUCCCGGGUGAAAAUCUCCAUGCUAUCCAGUCAAAACAAGGAUGAAAAGGCUCAUAUUUCUGUUUUGGAGGCUUCUGAUAAUAGAUUGUCACCAUGCAAAAAGACAGAAAAAGUCACAUUCUUAACAGCUGGCAUGUUACGGGAGAGGAGGAAGAAAGGAUUACCUUUUUAUGCUGGGCUUUCUCCUGCUGGAAAGCUGAUUGCUUACACAUGCAAAUCUGAUUUGAAUUCCUCAUCUUUGAUUCAGGUGGGUUGCAUUUCUUAUGCUUUGAUGAUUUUUUAAUGUGUUAUUUUUAGGACACCAGCCAGUUUUUUUCCUCAUGUAUCUUUUGCUCAUUGAGUGGAGAAAUACAGCUAGCAUGGCAUAGGCCUUUCCUGUGGGGCCAGGAGGGCAGUCUCCCAAUCUUUUAACUGGAGGAGAAAGAGGAGGCCAAUGCCUUGACUCCCUGGCCAGAAGGCAGCAACAGAACCCCAAGGCCAGCUGUCCAGAGUAUCUUGUCAUUCUCGCAUAUCCCCAGUGUGCAGUAAAAGGUUGGGUCCACGUUUGAGAUAGGCACAGGUUUGAAAAUAUUUCAGUUCCGGUUGUAGGAUGUUGGAGAGGGUGAAACUGAGAUAUGCCAUGGAAUUGCACAGGAUCCUUUGACAAAUUCUUUCCUGCCCCAGUCUCUGGCAGCCCAGUGUUGCUCCUUGUGAAGCCUGCUGCUGCCCCGGUACCCAGAGCUAAGCCGUGGCUUGACUUGGCAUUAAGUCUGAACUGAGGCUUGAGGUUCAUUUAGUUCCAGAUAAACUACAAGCUGUAGAUAUAGUUUCUUCUUUGCCUUACUGCUCAUAGUUUAUCUCUGGGAGGCAACCUAUGGGCCCAGGUUCAGACAUAAUGCUAAUUUAAACCAUGACAUAGCUCUGAAUAGCAGUACCAGAGGUGGAGGAAAGCAACCACAAUGUUUCCUGUGAGUACCCAUAUGCUCAGUCCUUUCUCACUUAGCCAUGGUUUGGCUUAGCAGUAUGUGCAAACUGGACCGGUGUCUGAAUUAAACCAAUUAUUAUCUACAGUGAUACCGGGUGAUAACCACGGUUAGUCAUACGCAGAGUAAACCCAUUCAGAUCGAUGGACUUAAAUUAUGUAAGCCCAUUGAUUUUAGUGCAUGUAAUGUAUGACUUGGUUAGAUAACAUUCAUUGGCAUUGGCCAGUAGUCUCUCUCAGUAUAAAAUAAAUACCCUGUGGUAUGUGAUAGUCAUAUUACACUGGAUUCUCCUGAUCUGCUGGAUAGAGGAGUGGUCAGCUGGGAACCUUUUAGCCCACUCUCUUUAGAAAUCUAGCACUUCAGGGUUUUGGAGACCAAGGCUACAAUCCUGUUCCUACUUUAUUGGGAGUAAGCUCCGUUGAACAGAUUGCAAACUUGCAUAAAAUUAGGUUGUCCUUGCUUGUACAUGUAAAUAGAAUUUGUAUUCUGAGUCUAUGUAAUGGCUAGACUGAGUGUUGGACCUGGACUGGGAAAACCCAAGUUUAAAUCUUCAUCAGCCAUGAAGCUUACUGGGUGACCUUUUAAGACAGAAUGAAAUUUCAAACAUAUCGUGGCAUUGGCAGUCAACUAUCUAAGGUGGAGGAAUAAGGAACUGAACUGGGCUAGAGCUCCUUGUGUGAGCCUAAUUAGUGCUUUGGAUCCCAGGCAUUGUUAAAAAGAAAAGAAAAAAAGACAGGGUUAGCAACUGUUUGUAUAUUUCUCUUUUUAUUGCAGGUUAAUGGUAAAAAAUACCCUCAAGCCAAACUGCUUCUAGGACAGAUGGGAGCAUUACAUCCAGCCAAUCGACUUGCUGCUUAUAUCACAGGCAGGCUGCGACCAACAAUGCUUGACCUAUCAACACUCAGUACUGCAAUCUCCAAGGCAGAGUCCGAUGCUAAGCUUGCUUCUUCUGAGCCACAGUCAGCUGAAGUGCCCACAACAGAAAUUUCCAAAACACCAUUUUCCAGUAACACUACAUCCACUUCCACUGUAACAUCACCAAAUGCUCAAGCCUCAACACAGAAGCAGAUAGGUAGGUCAAAACCUUAUUUUCUGUAUUAUAAAUUGUCUGAAUUGUAAAGCAUAAAAAGCAUGGAAGGUGAGAGUAUAGUAUUCAUAUUUAUUUAUAUACUGUAAUAUCCUUCAUCAAGCUGCUUUGAGACUUUUUUUUUGCCACAUGCAGCAUGAUUAGGUGCAAUAUGUUGAAAAUGAGGCAUUGUAACCAGUAAGUGUUAAUUGGGAAAGUGAGGCCUUAGCAUAAAACUAGGUUGAGUGCUGUUAUAGUUUGCGGAAUGGAAAGAUGAAAACUGCUAAUAGUUUUGACUUUGAAAACCUUUCUUUUCAGCUGCUCGGCCUUUACUACACAAUGUGGCGUCUCAGUUGGUUAUAAGCGCCGUUGGGGCACUACACCAGAAGGUUCCUGGAACUAGAAUAACCCAACCUCUGACGGGACCACAGAAAUUUAAUAUCAAAUCUAUGCCGCUCUCCCCUGGGGCAACUACAGUUACUCCUCCUGCUAUUACUGUGUCAUCACUUGCUGGAACUACUGCUAGCCCUGCACCCUGUAACAAAGCUCCCUGCUCUUCUGGCACCGCCAAAGCAAAUGCUGUUGGAAAACCUGAAAACAGGACUGUAUCAACCACAGCUACUAGGACUCCUGUUAAAAUAGCAAAAUCACCUGGAAUUGCUACGCCAGUUGCGACUGUAGCUUUGCCUGGAAUAGGCCCAUCAACCGUUGGUAUUCCAGUUUCUGCAGCAUCUCUAUCUACAAUCUUAACCACAACUGCAUCUGUGACCUCGGUGCCCACACCAACUUCGCCAGUUAGCUGUAUUGCUCCUGGACUCUCAGGAAUUAACAAAAGUCCUUUAUCGAAUCAAAAAGCAGGUAAGGUACCCGUACUGAUGGACCAGUUCUUGCUGGUCCACACACCUGUCACUUUGUCUGUCUGUUAUGAGAGACUGAAGUGCUUGGCAGACUUUUUGAGUGAAUAAAGCCUUGUCUUAAAAUGCAUUUCACUCAUUUCAAAUGAGAAAAUACUUCGCAUGAGUUUUCUCAGUGUUGAUCAAAAUGUCAGAUUUUUCAGCUGCAAAAAAUAAUAAUAAAAGGACCUCCAAGGGGGGUGCGGAGAUGAUGGCAGUUUCUUUUCCAAACUUUUCCUUGUUUUUGUUCCCCUCCUCCCCCAGAACCUUCAUAUCUCUCCUUUGCUGUGUGCAGUGGUUCAAUACUUGUCCGCCAAAUAACUUCUGCACAGCAAAGUUGAUGCAAAAAGACUUCCUUGUGGGUAGAAAGUAUGAGAAUAUCUGUUUUAGAAUAAAAGGGACUUUAGUGAAUUGGCAUGAACUUGUGUGUGUAGAGAUGUCCUGGGAAAAAUUGGUAAGAACUGUUUGAAAUGGGUUUGUAUUCUUUCAAGCCCAAUUUUGCUCUUGGGAAGUUGCUUCCAGUUGGGGAAUUAAAUACUAGUUGCUAGAACAAACAGCAGAAGCUGUUGCUUUCAUAUUAUUGUUACAAGUUCCUCAUAAUGAUCUGUCUGAUACCUGCUGGAAGCAGAAUGUCGGAACUGAUGGAACUUUGGUCACAUAGAUUCUUCUUUGUUGUUGUUUUUUUAAAAAUGCUCUGUAAAUCUUGCUGUAUAAAUGGGACUUUGUUAAGAAGAGUGUUAUUUCCUAAUAUGGCAGGUACUACAAGCCCUCCAGGAUUGUCUCCUGGAGCAGAGAAACGCAUGGGACCACAGCUGCUUUUGAUUCCAGUACCUCAGAGUUCUCCUACAUUGCGACCUCAACAAAACACGCAAGUUGCUCAGGGGAAGAGAAUGAUUUUGCAGCCUCUAAGGAAUCCUGCUGGUGUGAAUCUCUACCGACACCCCAAUGGGCAGAUUAUCCAGCUUGUUCCGCUGCACCAGUUCCAACCUGCAGGACCCCAACCUAGUUUAUCACCCGUAAUGUUACGUAAUCCAGGUACAGAAUGCUGCACAUCUUAUUUAUUUUAUUUUCUGAGAGAGAGCAGUUAAAUACUGGGGGAGGGGAAGCAUAGUUUCCUAUAAUUGUGCAUCUAUUUUUGUUCAGUGCCUAAAGUUAGUUUUAAAAAUUUAUUGUAAUUCAUAUGCUGCCUUUUAAUAUAAAAUGCUUCCAGGACAGGUCUCAAAUAUGAUAUAAAUAUACAUCACAGCGGCAAUAGUUGUAAAAUCAGAGCAGCAUAAAAUAAAAGUCUUAGGAAAAUUAAGUACUACGGUUGAAGGCAUCAGAGUAGGUGUCACGCAAGCCUCCCUCAGAAGAGUAUUCUGAUAAUAGGGCCAUCACCCACCACCAAGGUAGCUAGUUGCAUCCAAGUCCACAGGGGGCAAGAGGACUGCCCAAAGGAAGUCUUCCAAUGACUUCUGUAGCCUGGUUUGUACAAAAUGUUGAACCAUAGUUGAAACUAAACUUUGGUAUAACCCAAUUGAAGACGUGCAGGUGCUCAUAGCUAAUGCAUUUCUGGCUGCUGCGCUGCCAGAAACAAGCCGGAGUUUAUUACUUAUUAAAUUUAUAUCCCACCCUUCCUCCCCAAAGAGCAUUGUCAUAUGUUUGAACCCAGUCUCAUGGUUUGUUUUGAGAGAAACCAUGAGCAGUGAGCCAAAAACAAAACAAUUUUCCCCCCUUUCAAAACUACCCUUCCACAGUUUGCUUUCAUCAAACAAAAAUGAGUUAUCAGGUGGCAAGAAUUACUAAUAGCAUUUCUCAAUUCAUUGCAGGAUCUGUUGUAGAAAUCCGGUUGCCAAGCCCUUCUAAGCUUCCUGAGGUAUCUGUGUGUCAGUCCUCUGUGGUUUCAUCAGUGAUCCCAACCACCCUGGCUGCUUCGGUUCUGUCUGCAACGCCUCCUGUAUUGUCUGUUUCUCCAACAACAAAGGCCAUGUCUGUUUUGCCCGAGACGGCAACCACUGCAGCUGCUUCUAUAUUAUCUGGAAUCCAAACCAUCUCUGCCCCUUUGAUGUUAUCUGUGCCCCCUACUGCUGGGGUUCCUUUGGGGUCGUCUGUUGCCCCUUCCAUUACGCCUAUGCCCCCUGCUGCUGAAACUCCUUCAGUUUUGCCUGUGCCCACUGCUGCUGAGGACCCUCCUGCUUUGACCAUGCCCCUUAGUACCACAGAAGCUUCUGUAUUACCCAGAACCCCUACCACUGAGACCCCAUUAAUGUUACCUGUGCUCCCUACUGCUUCACCCAUAUCUUCUGCCACUGAAGCUCCUUCAGGGUUAUCCAUGUCUUCUGCUUCAGCCGUGUCCUGUGCUGCUGAAGCUCCUUCUGCUUCAACCAUGGCCCCACCUACAGACCAGACGUCGCAGGCCAUUGGAUCUGGGCCCACACUUCCUAUUUCAGCUGCUCAGUCAGAACCGGUCAUUUCUCCUGUCUCACAGGCUGGCACUUUGACUAUGAGGAUUUCUCCUUUGGGGGUUAGUCAGACAACUUCAGAUUCUAAAAUAACAUGCGACACCCGCAGCACACCAGAUAGUACAGAUCAUCUAAUAGCUCUUCAGUCAGGCAGUUUUGCCUUGCUUCAGCUUCCAGGGCAGAAGAAAGUUCCAACUUCCAUUUUGAAACAAGUUGAGGUAAAUAGCACAUCUCAGAAAGAUGAUUUGAGUUCAGUUAAGCCAGAAGGAAAGACAAGAUGCUUACAAGAGGUGGAGGCUAUGGGGUCAGAAGUCACAAUGUCAGAUUCCAGACAGGAAGAAAAUAAGUUGCCAGAAAACCAUUUAGAGCCCUCUUGUGAAAAGCUCACGUGUGACAGGAAUGCUAUAACCUCAGAGACAGCCGAGAAGGAUGCAGAAAUCUUGGAAGAAUUAGCAAGUGAUGAUCCUAUCCUUGAACCUGAGAUUGCAUCAUUGGACCGCUCCUACAUCAGCCAGGAAAUAAAGUCUGGGGGAAAUAAAGUGAUGGCUAAUGUUAAACAUCCUGAAGACACCCCAAAUGAAGUUUCAUGUAGUUCUGAGAGCGUUACUGAGAGUUGCAGUCAAACUGCAGUCCUAGCACAUGAUGCAUUAAACAAGCAGAAAGUAGCACAACUAAAGAACUCAAAUGAGGAAGAAGCGCACUCUGAGCAAACACAAAGCACAGCAACUGAUUCAGAAGGAGCUGAACAGAAACAGUUAGAAACAGAUGAGGAAAUGAUUAUUGAACCAUCUCAGAAGCCUUGGGAUGAGUGCAAGGUACAAACGAAUUGUGCAGAAAAACUGGAGAGAAAAACGAAAUCAUAUCUGAGUCCACAGGGAAAUGAAGACCAGGAACUACUAGGGCAAAACAUGAAGGAAAAGGGUCAUUCUGUGGCAGCACAGAGGGAUAGAGGCGAGGUCAGAAGGAAGCAUAAGGUUACUAGUGCAAAUGGUCAAAAUACCACAUUGGGAAGCAAAUAUGUAAAUAAUGCACUAGAAUUUUCAUAUAAAAGAGAUACUGGUGUUCAGAAAGAUAACUUGACUGUUAAAGAUGGCCUUGUUCAAGUUAGCAAAACUUGGAGCAAAACAUCGAGGCCUUCAGAUGCUUUGGAAAACAAAAAUAAGAAUGGUGCUGAUGAGUUUGUAAAGAAAUUUCCUAAAUGUGAGAAACAACAGAAUAUACUGAAAACCAGCUAUCACAGAAAGGAUUCUCUGCCUGCCAUUAUUAAUAUUACCAUGGAUAAUACAGAAAAAGAUGAAAAAACAGAUGAUUCUGCAGAUGAGAUGGCCGAUGAAGCAUCUGGCUAUCAAAGUGAAGAUAUAGUGAAUGUAGAAACACUGGUGAGUACAUCUUUAAAAUGGAAGCACAAGUCAUUGUAAAAUUGUUUUGCUGGUUUUAUAUGGAUUUUGCAUGCUGUCAUUUCUUUCUUUCCCUCCAACGAUAGUGCCAAAGACUUUUAUGUUCACUCAGCCCUUGGUUUGUGCCUGCAUCCUAUGAUUUUGUACUAUUCCUGAUUAUUAGUUUGUGAUCAGAUGUAUGUAUUGGUUUUCAGGUCAGUAAAAGUUUGAAAGCCACAGACAUUAAGUAGGUAAAAAGAAGUAAUAGGUAAGACAUUAAGAACUGUGAUGAGGACAGAGCAGGUAGUGGGAAGGAAGAACAACGAAGAACUGCAAGGCAGGGGUGGACUUAGGGUUAUAAAUCACUGCCUUAUAAAGGAGGAAACUAUUUAAAUACUUCAAAACUGAAUUCUUGGCCAAUUAUACAAAAAAUAAUGGGUUGUUUUCCAAAGUGAGUAGUUUAAAUAGAAGAGCAAUUCUGAAAAUAUUAUUUACCUUUUAGUAUGUUGCUGAUCUUGAUAUCCUUUAGCGCUAAGAAACUCUUCUUGUCAGUGCAAGUAUUCUUGCUUGCACAAUGUAACUCCUCCCCACCCCCCCGCAAAAAAAAAAAUAAUGUUCUGGGUUUUCACUUAGUCCUUCAGAGUGGAUUUAGAGAGGGCACAGGGCAUGUGUGAGUGAAGGGGGAAAUUAUGUUGCACAGUCAGAAAGCCUUGUGCUGGUGGAACAAGUUAGUUGGGUACUGACAUUGGUUCUAAUCUUAAGUUUCAAGUCUGGGCAAAUUGUCCAUUUAAAAGAACUAACCUGCAAGAGUAGUGAUGCUGGCUUCUCAAGGUAAUAUCUAGGAUGUAGAUCAUAAGAUAUACUGUAUUAAGCUUCCAUGUACAUGAUGAAACAAAAUGUAUUUAAAAUGUGUAACUAUGUAAGUUACAUAGUACCUGUAAAAAAAACCUACUGACUUAUAUCCAUUUUCCCGCGCACCAUUUUUCUAUUACACCUUGAACAUAUGUGGGUUUUUAAUUGGUAUCAAGAUUCAGCAUACUUCUUCCCCCAUUGCUAACUUUUCUUUGCUUCAGGAUAACUUGUUUAUUUUUGUAUGAUUUGUAUUUUUAAUUUUUAUUAACAGUUUAAAAAGAAAAUACUUGCAAUUUAGAAUGAAGUUGUUUUCUUUUUUCUGCCUGUUCCUUUUACAACAUGGAACAUUUCUGUUAUAUCUACAGAAUGUAAAUGCAUUCCGCAGUUACAUGAGAGUAGUAACAAAAGAUUGUGCCUGACACUGCAUGGACAAACUAUCAUGUUUUCAGUUGUUAUGAUACAAAGUUUCAGAUUAAACUGAUUAUUGUUUGCUUAUACUUUUACGUUUAUGAAUUCAGCUAUACUUCCUCAGUGAUUCAAUACUUGUUUUUAUAUCAAUGUUAUAUCUGCUUUAGUGUUAAAAAAUAUUUAAUUUUAUCAAUGCAGUUGUUGCAUAGAAAAAUUGCUGUGAAUUAUAUCAUCACUUCUUAAAGAUGUAGUUUUUUCUUACGUACUCAUUUUUUAAAAAGAACUAGCAUGUCUUGCUGUGAAUUGUCUGUAAGUUGAUCAUUGUCUUUUAAAUCUUGCUUCAGAGUGAAAGUGAAUCUAAUGGAUCAGAGGAGAAUGUGGACAUUGAAACUGUGGAGGAACUCACAGAGCAAAUUAACAUUGCUCGGCUGAAAGCUACAGCUGCCCAUGUCAUACUAUCCAAACAAUUGUAAGCAGUUAAAAUAAUAAUAAUUGUAAUAUUUUUACCAUCAGUUAUGUAGUUCUAGAUCAUUAAAAAUGUAAUGAUCUCACUUGACCUAGGCGCUAAUGAGACCUCUUUGGAGGAAGAGGCUUGGGGCCCCAUGUAGCACCCCCUGCCACAGAAGACAUGGUGCUUCAGGGAACAAGAUUGUUUUCUUGAGGCCAAGGUAGUUGACCUGGAGACCUUCAGAGACAUUAUAGCUGCACCACACUGCCAUGGAGAAUGAGGGUUUUGGGUGCCAUUCCGAAGGGGGGAAAAGAUGAUCCUUCGUAGGGACCCAGGACAAGCAGUUAGUCCUUUGUGACAAAGAAUUGCUCCUCUGAGGGACAGGGGCAUCCAUGUGUCUUAAGAUAAACCCGACUGGAAACCCGCACAACCAAAAUGACAUCCAUUUUUGUCUUGCAGGAACUCUGUGCAUGACCAUUCUAGUCAGAAGAUUGCCAAGACUCCCAAGGUAGAUACACGUCUGCUUACUUGUUUUUCUUCUUCUCUGUAAUACAUGUUGCCAGUCCCAAAGAUGCACCAGUUUAUUUUUUAGUGCCUCUAAGGGUGGAGCAAGAUGUGCCUCUGUUUAGUACCUAAUAUGCAAAUCCUGUAUCAUGCCCCGCUCCACCUCCAUAAUAUUUAGUAAGACUUACCAGUGUUUCUCGUCCAGUGAGACAGAGUAUGAAUGUCGAAAAGCAGGGAAAAACAGGAGAGCUCUGUAUGGGGGUGCCAUUGUUAACAGCAUCUGGUUCUUCUCUCAAGCUAUAGGGGGCCAGCUUGGCUAUGAGAUAUCGAGAACAAGAAAAUGAAGGUUCCAAGGACUGGCUAUUGCAGAAGAGUCUGCAUUGCUACAUGCUUCUCUUUUGCACUCAUUGCUGUUACUAGAGAAGAGAGGAAAAAGGGGGGGGGGAAUCCAAGUGCAAGAAAUUCAAUAUUUAAAAAUGUAUUUCGUUUCUAACACCUGGAGAUUUUUCCUUUAUUUGGGGUUUUUUUGCUUGCUGCUGUUUCUGUCCCAAUUUUAAUAGUUUUAUUGAAUCAUUGGCUCAGGUGGGUUGCUCAUAGUUCAGCCUGUAUAAGAGAGUACUUUGUUACUGCCAUCUUAUUUUAAUGUUUUCUGCAGAAUUAAUUUGUUAUAUACUUUGGACUUGAUUUGUGACCACCACCGCUGAGGGCAUUCCUGGCACAUGUAGUUGUGCCUAGGUUUGGUAACACUCAUUGUUCUAACUGAGAAUCAAUAGCUUUUGCUCUGCUUCAUUCAUGGCUCACUCAUUUCCCGUGCAGCAUCUCCAGAGUCAGAUACCUCCUUAAGCUCCACCUUUUAAAAGUUCUGCUCAGUUUUGUUGAAAUGCUGGACCAGGACUUAAAGAUAUACAUGUACGAGUCACUGUUUGGGCUGCAUGUCUAUAUGUUUUGAACAGUUCUCAAGAGGAGCUGUGUUUUUGCUUUUCAGCCACAACCUGAAUUGCCAAACAAAAAACCAAAGAAUGAGGAAGAAACCUUUUCGAAUUACCGCGAAACACACACAGCAAAUGAACGUCGCCGUCGUAAGGAAAUGAGGAGACUCUUUGAAAAACUGAAGGUUACUUUAGGAUUGCAGAUGGUCCCCAAGGUUUCCAAAUGUUUCAUCCUGAAGCAGGUUGGUAUUUUAUAGCUUGGAGGGAGGCAGUAGGACAAAGUUGCAUGUUGACAGAAAAAGAGAUGGACAUUUCUGCAGUUACUAUUCAUCAACUUACUAUCACGGCAACUAAACUGACUAAAGAAUCUUUGAUUGAUUAAUUGAUUUUUUAGUGGUAUAAAUCAGCAUAAAUUGGAUUUUUGAGCAAGAACAGUCAUUCCAAAGAGAAAAUGCUUUGUUUGGAUUUUUAAAGCUUGUAUGUCUCAUGGCCGCAACUAUAUUAGAAAAGGCAUCCCAUCCUCUGCGUGAGAGAAGGGAGUGGUCCCUUUUCUAUGAGGGCAGUUCACAGAGAUAUUUAAGACUUGCUUGUCAAACUAACUAUUACUUUUCAAAAGAUCUUCCCAAUUAAGUAGAGACACAUUUUUAAUUUAUGAAAAAGUUUUAAUUGAUUAAUCAAAUGGAUUAAUCAACUGAGCAUUUCAUCUCUGCAUUACAUACUGGAAACUCAAAAGACAUGUGAAUAGCAAUUGAAAACCUCUUAAGUGCCUAUUUUGUGUCUCAUCAAUUCUUUUUCAUAGCACUUUUGGUAAAAACAAAAGCAAAACAACUGCAGUUUAUCAUUCACACUGUUUUUGCCUGGUAUUUGACUUGCCUUCUUUGUAGAGUGCUGCUUUUUCCUCUAAAACGCUCUCAGGAGAUCCAUCUUCAGAAUGUAGCAGAAGCAGUUUGCAGUUUUUUUGUUUAACUUUUCACAAAUCUCUCUUCCACAUAAGUAGGAAGAAAGAGAAGCUGCCUUUAUUUACUUUUAGGUAUAUUCUACUGGAAUCUAAAAGUGAGUCCUUGGUCCUUUUUCAGGCCUUGGAAGAGAUACAGGGGCUAACGGAUCAAGCAGACAAACUCUUGGGUCAGAAAAACUUGUUGAUGCGCAAGCAGGACACCUUGAUCCGUAAAGUAUCUGCCCUUUCAGGUGAGUUGACAUUAAAGAGAAAGCCCUAAAACCUGAAGAGAGCCUCUGGGAUAUGGGGAUGCUGGGAUUGUCCCAAGAGCUACUAUUUCAAAUACAUGAAAGGUACUAAGUUGCUGAAGUUUUUUACUCCAUGGAAAUUAAACCUCAAGACCUGUAAAGUUGUCUAGGUAUGUCAAGUAAUGUUGUGUAAGUUUUGUUCUAUGAAACACUGCAUGUUUAAGUUUCGGGAAGUAUGCUAGAUAUGAGGGAGAACUUGACUACUCCUUUCUUCUGUAGGCAAGACACAGGAAGUAGUCUUGAAGAAGCUAGAAUACAUUUAUGCAAAACAGAAAGCGGUAGAAGCACAAAAGAAGCAGCAGCAAGCAGAACCUAUGGAUGUGGUUGAAACUCUGGAGACUGCUAAGCCCUCAGUGGAAAACAGCCCCUCUUCUCUCUUUAAAGAGAUGAAACCAGCAACCUUGUCCAGCAAGCAUACAAAACCAUUGAUACUUUCCAGGAAAGGAAGCUGUGCCACAGGUAGGCUAAGUGAACAUGGAUUAGUUGAAUAUCACACAAAUGGGAAUUCUUGGAAGCAUUGUAUCUGCUAGUCUCACAUAGCCUGUUAUAUUAUGCAUAGUGCAAGUUUUUUUUAAUUAAAACAAAAGUAAGGAGACUUACCAAUAGAAAACAUGUAAUUCUCUCAUACCUCUAGUAUAUAGUUCAGCCUGUGUAAGACAGUACUUUGUUACUGCCAUCUUAUUUUAAUAUUUUCUGCAAAAUUAAUUUGUUUUCACAUUUGCUGCUUAAAACUUGCUGUGUGAUGUUAAAUUUGUUAGUAUUGGUAACAGUGGGUUACAUUUUUGAAUGCUACGAGGUUGAUUGGUGAAGUUAAUAUUGAUAUAUAUAACGCUGCUUCCCUUUUUACACUCUUAUCUUCACACAUCUUUCUUUUGACUUCCUUGUAGGGGACAUACCCAUGACAUUAACAAAUGCUAGCCUAGUAAUGACAGCAAAUGGCCAGGUGCUUGCAUUCAAGAGUCCCUUGGUGCCAGGACAAGUUGCUGCCUUCCCUUCCACACUCCUGCAAACUGAACUCAAAUCAGAGGCUGACAGCAGUAAUGGGACAGGACAGCCAGGUAAGGGUCACAGAAUGACUGAAAAAUCAAAGCUGGAUGCGUGACUAUUUCUGAAUGGAACUUUUCAAAGCAAGCAUUCUUCAUAAAAAGUGAAAAAUAUUUCUCUUAGGUUGUCUCUUCCAGUUUCCAGUCUUGAUAUUUAAAAAAUGUAAUACUUAUUUCUGUAUCUAUGCCUUAGAGAAGUAGAUAAUUGAUUUUUGCUGAAGGAAUAUCAAGGAGAUAUUGAUAUACAAAUAGUACAAGGAAUCUUGUGGAUGGUACCUGUUACUAGAUGAGAUGAAACAAAAUGUUCCUCUGAAACCAUGUGUUUACCAUAAUAGCUAAUCUGCUUAAUAUUUUUUUCCUUGACAGUAUGUGUGAAAGUUAACUCACUGUUUCUCGCUUAAUAUAAGGUAUUGCUUCUGUGAUGAUUCAGUUGCCAGGCUCAGCAGUACCAGUGGAAGUGAAAGGUAUCCUUCCGAACUCCACAGUUCCCAUUACCUUGUCUGCUGUAACCAGUAACUCACUCACUCCAGUUGCAGAAACAGCUCCAGAGCUCACUUCAGGUAAACUUGCAUUAGUUCCUUACUAAAUUUCUGGCACUGAAAAAAUGAAUUCUAACUGCAAUAACUUACAUGCUUCCUCUUUCUCCCUAUUGUAUUUAAUUGAUUUAUAGAAAUACUUAUAUACUACCCUCUUGCAAAAGAUCAGGGCGGUGUACAGCAACAUAAAAAACCUUUAAAAGAAGCAUAGAAUGAUCACAAAAAUGACUGGCUACUCAAGGAAAUGUAAACAACUACAUAAGCCUGUCAGGAUGUAAUAAAUAUUACUGUCUCACCUCAACAGUCCUUUGUUGCCAAAAAUGUACAGUGCAGACUUUCCAGCACUGCCCACAAAUGAUUUGUGUUAGAACUCGCAACAUAUGCGAUCACUAUAGUUAAAGAAGUUCAUAGUGUAUGUCUCAAGUCUCACAGGUGUUCCCAUGCAAAUGUGGCCUGUGCUGCUUUAAAAUGUGGCUGCAGUAACAAAAACUUCAUUAUAUUCACAUGUACAGUGCUGGGGUAGGGGUGUAUUUGGCAGUAUAAAGAUUACCUCAUGAACAACUGGCAUCCAGCACGUCUGAGGAUAAGGCGUGUAUGCCUGGACCUAUGAGUAGUUGUUGUCAGUGGCCAUACUGUGAAUUGCCCCAGAAAUGAUACAGGCAGCAGAAGAUUGUCCCUAAAAUUGACCUCUGCACCAGAGAAUUAGAAAGUAGCUGAUGUAACACAGCUUUUUAAAUGGGUCCAGUGAAGAAUCUGUGAAAUGACAGACCAGUUAGCUUAACAUCUGCUCAGCUUAAAAUAGUGGAAAUUAUUAUUUAAAUACCUUUUUUUACAGGACUUCCUUACCCCAGUCCAGGGUCCUAAUUUGUCGUCCCCCCACUCCACUUUUUGUCCACAUGCCAGUCCACUGAUUGGGACUGUAAAAAGAAAAAAGAGAAAUAAAGUAAACACACCCAGCCCCUUACCCUGAAAGGGAUGCAAACUGCACUUUUGAGGCGACAGUUUGAAUUCAUCAGCUGAGGAAGAGGGCACACUGUGUGUACUGUAUGUGUACACUGUGCACAUACAUGAGUUUUGCAUUCGAGAGCAGUGGGUGGCCAGAGGUGAAAAUGACCCUCAGGCCAAAUGUGGCUUGCCACCCUGAUUCCUGCUGAAGGAGAAUGUUUUUUACUACUUCUGCAAAAGGAAGUCCUGCCUCGCCCAGCUGUUGGAGUUCUUCAAGAGUAUUGGUUAUCAGGGUUAUGGAAAGAGGGUGGUCCUCUUCUGAAUCAGUAACUGCUUAAAGAGCAGGCAGCAUAGAGUAGAAAUAAAUGGAUAGUUUUUACGGAGAAGGGAAAUCUUGGGAUCCCCCAAGUAAUACUUUGGUGUUUUUUAACUUCAUAAAUAAUCUAGAGCAGUGGUUCCCAAUUAGCUAAGUACUGCUGACCCCCUGUUUCUCAAAUGUCAACAAAAUGGCAAAUGAGGUUUAUUAUAAAUAACUGUGAAGUGAUGCAGAUUGGGGCAAUUCCCCCCCCCCAAAAAAAACCUUCAGGGUAUGUUUAUAAGGCCUGAACGGGCAGAGGCUAACAAGGAAGGAGAUCUGUUGAAGUGAUAAGUGGUUUACAUUUGGAGAAGCCGUUUAGGACAGAUCCUGUCUCCAGUAUUCUAACAGGCCUUUCUUUGUUCUGGCUUACAGAAACUGAAGACUCAUUCAUGAUGCCAAGAAUAGUAAAUGUGACAUCACUGGCUACUGAAGAAGAUACAAAUUUAAACCUGGAUGCAAAUAAGAAUCCUGAUGUAACCUUGGAUACUGAUUCCCAGACACCUGAGUCUUCCUUGCAGGUAGUCUCACAUAAAACUACUGAUCUUCAGUCACCAGAAGAAGCAGAACCUUCUUCUGUAAAAGGGAGAGGCACUACUGGAGCAGUACAUGAUUCUCUUAAGCGAAAAGAGAAUUUCCCACAAGUAACAAAUGUCUCUAGUUUGAAGGCAUCCCCAGAACCACUUGCAACAAAACCUGAAGAGUUAGCCGUAAAUCAGGCAAGGUUAAAACAGAUGAACAAGGGAAGUGAUGGACAAAAAUCAAAAGAGUCUUCAUUUCAAAAGCUGCAAAUUAAUGAACCCAAUGACUCCGGGAUAGAAAUGGAGCUGCAAAAAGUAGCCUCUGCAAUACAUGAACCAGCACUGGAUGCAAAUGACUUAAUGGGCAUAGAGGAGACUGAUGACACAGAUGAAACCCUCACCUCUCUGCUGAAUGAAAUUGCAUUUCUUAAUCAGCAGUUGAAUGACGAUGCUUCAGACAUAUCAGAACUCCCCAACUCCCUGAGCUCUGGCUUUUCUCUAGGAGAUAUGGAAAGUCGCAGGCAAUCAACUACUGCAGAAGGCUCUCCCUUUCCGUUUGGUGCCAUGAGUGGGAGCUUUAAGGACCUUUCAAUAGUUCAAGAGAGCAGUGAUUCCAUAACUCCUCUUCUGCUUCACUUGGAUGAUGAAGAUCUACCUGAUGGUAACAAGAACUCGGGAGAUCCUUCGUCUGAUUCUGAUGCUUUAAAAAUCAUGUUAGGAUCUGAAGUAAAGGACCCAAAUCCUGAUCACUCAGCGGCAAAUAGUUGUGGAAGUGGAAAAACUGAGCAAUCUGCGGCAAAGACAAGAAGUGUGUCACCUCCCAUUCUGCAGAUGAAAACUAACCUGGAAGCUGGCAAAGCUGACAUGGCAUGGAGGCCUAUGCCCAAACUGGCACCACUUGGAUUAAAAGCUGCUAACUUUCCAUUAGAAUCAGAGGGACAGAAUACUAAGGUGAUGCCUUCAUUGGCACCCGUUGCUUCAAAAGAGAUAAAAACUGCACAGCCAGUGACUAGUCCAAGUCAGGACGGUAAUGAAACACUCACUUUAGCACCUGCGGCUGCAGAAUCAAAAUAGUAUUGUGGCUUUACCUUCAGGUGCUUUUUGGUAAUAAUGUUUGAUUUUUCAGAGGCUUUCAUAGUUAAUCAGAACUUCAAUUAUGACACAUCUCCAACAUCUAGAUUCUUAGGUUGCAUGUGCCAGUGUGCAUGUAAUAUAUGAGGCUAGAUGUUUGAACUUGAUUGGUAAAAGAUGACAUUCAAUAAAGAGUAAGAGACUAGUCAGAUAAAUUAUGCCCUUUUCUGACAGUCACAGAAAGCAUCCAUUUGAGAUAUUUUCAAACAUUUUUAGCAUUUCAGAAAAAUUAUUCAGGACUGUGAAUAGCUUAUAUACAUAUAUCUUAACAUAUUACUCAAGAGCCUCAUGCAAGCAUUUGAGGCACAAGAUGUAUUUUUUCUUCUAAUAUCUAUAAAUUGAAUAGUUUGGGGGCUUCGCUUUUAACCUAGUGAAUGUGAAGGGAUUUCAUACUAUAAAAUGAUUGUAUAUUUUUGUACACAGGCUUUUUUUGUAAAUACAUAAAAUAAUGACAUUUCAUAUAUAUCAAAAAGUUAAUGAUUAUUUCUAAUGAUUGUAAAUAAGAAAUUUUGAGAACUAACAUGGCAUCUGAGUGCUCUGAGCAGGUCAAUAACUGUUAAAUCUGAUAAUUGCUGCAUUUUUCUUGUCUUGCAUAAUUGUACAAAGCAAUGUAGAUCUGUGUUCCAGCUAUCCUGGCAGAAAGUAUUAAGGCUUCCCACUCCCUGUUGUGAUUUACUCAUAUUUGAAGCUCCUAUCUCCAGGCUCAACCAGCUGGCGAUAGGCAGUCUUCUGCAUACAUGCUGAAAGUAGUACACAAGGUCCAGUUUGCUCAUACAGGAAAGUGUCCUGCGUUAUACAUUAAGCCCCUCCCACUCUCCAUCUGUGUGUAGGUUAGGUGUAUUGGGUUGGACUUGCACAUGAUGGGUAGUUUCAUUAUCAUUUCUCAUGAUGUUGAUUAAAUGUACUGUGUAGCCACUGAAACUCCCAAUUUAAAGUAAAAAAAACAGCACAGGGAAACUAGGAUUUAUUCUCUUGCCUGGUUCAGUUUUUCACAGAAAAUUGCAGCCAAAUGCUUUUACCUGCACUAGGAAAAGAUACAGAUAUUAAUAUAUUUUUCUUAAUGGGGCUAAAAGCAGCUUGGGGUAAGAUAGAGGAUACAAAAUGAGAAAUGGUUAAGACAUGCUCUCCCUCCAUGCCAGAGCUUCACUUCGAAAUGUAGCCUUAGCAAUGUGCUUUAAAUUUGAUUUGAUUUGUAAUUCUACAAAGUAAAAGUUCUUGAUGGGGAUGCAGGAUCUUGUCAGUGUAAUGGAGGAAGCAAUUCAGUAUCUUCUGUAGUCUUCAGUCUUUUGUAAAUUCUCAUUUCUUGCAUGCUUCAUGGUGUUCAUUCAGUGCCUUAGGAUUUGGAAGGGAACUUAGCAUGGUAAUCCUAACCUGCUUGGUUAAAAUCUAAUCCACCACUUCUGUGUUUAGAGAUCAAAAUUAGUUCAGUUGGCUAAUUUCCCAUUUUGUCUGCACUGACACCACCAGUAUGCUAGAAACUCCACUUCUCAUUGGGGCACUUUUUCCUCAAUUUUUCUGCUUCUUCCCUCAGCCCUUUUUUGGCUACCAUCUAUUUGUAUCAAGCUAUUUAAAAAAUCCAGAUAGGGGUCUGACAGAAAAAUAUACCACUAAAGACACCUUACUUUUUGACAAAACGGCUGGUUUGGAGGGACUGUACGUAUGCAUUAUAAUUUAACAAUAGGCAUCGAAGAAUUAGAGGGAAAACUCUGCGUAAGUAAUCAGCAAGGAUCUUCAAAGUACUGAAUACCUUUCUUAUCAUUAUCUCUUUCCUCUCAUCCUCCAUAUAUGUGUUUGGCCCCAAGGCAAAUCCAAGUACAUCCUAAAACAGUUCUAUGAGUUUUGUUUCAAAUAUAGUCUGGAAAAUUAUGUAUGGGGAUUUUUGUAAAUAAUAUUUCAAGAUUAUGAAUUUUAUAGAGAGUGUUUUGUAAUCGAGAGGACAACUGAAACCCUGAAAUGAAAUGGGCACAUUUUCAUUGACCAAGAUUUCUGGAUAUUUGACUUUUAAUACAUCUGUAAAUAGGCUGAAAUGUUUUUUUAAAAAAAAGUAUAAAGAAAUGCCAGAUUUCAUUUUUACUGUACAUUCUCUCUUUUUCUGAAUUUUUCCCAAAACUGGUAUUUUUGUAAACAUUUAACCACAGAGCCUAUCUCAGUAACUAUAAAAUGGAGAAUCUGUAAUAUUAAAAUAAAUAGUCUUCAGCU